Messenger RNA from Eimeria tenella, 2262 nucleotides. RefSeq lists its product as uncharacterized. The record is from RefSeq and is a predicted model, not a curated record. Bases 1 to 2262 code for a protein of 753 amino acids. The transcript has a single exon. Lineage: Eukaryota; Apicomplexa; Conoidasida; Eucoccidiorida; Eimeriidae.
AUGGGGGACCCCCACCUGCGCUGGCUGGCCGCCACUCUGGCCUUCUGCACUAUUCUGCACGGCUGGGUCGUGCAGGGGCCAGUACCCUCUUUGGGGGACUCUCUGGGGCUCCAGCUCGCCGCGGAGCAGUCUACAGGGGCCCCCCAGGGGGCCCGCCUAGGGGCCCCCACGGGGGAUUCCCAGGACAUGCCCCACGAGGCCCCUCAGGAGGCCCCCAAGGAGGCCCCCCAGGGGUCUCCUCAAGAGGACCCCCAGGGGGCCCCCCAGGGGGACCCCCAGGAGGCCCUCCAAGAGGCUCCCCAGGGGGCCCACCAGGGGCCCCCCCAGGAGGCCUCCGAGGGGACCCCACAGGAGGGGUCCCAGGGGAACCCCCAGGGGGGCCCCCAGGGGGCCCCACAGGCGGGCUCCCAGGGGGCCCCCGACGAGGGCCCUGUGGUGAGACCGAAACAAAAGAUCUCUUGGAGGUCAGGGUCCUACACCCUUAGCAGCAGCAGCAGCAGCAGCAGCAGCAGCAGCAAGCGGAAGGGUAGGAGGUCGGUUUUUUCGAGGGGCCGCCACGUGAAAAUAAGCAAAAUGGCUCAAAAGAAAAGCAGAAAAGAGUCUGCUGCAGCAGCAACUGCAGCAGCAAGAACUAAAGAAGCGGAAGCAACCAAGAGAGAAAAACCGAAAAGAAAAAGAAGACUUGCAUCCAGCAGAGGACGCCUUUCUGGAGGAAGAAAAAAAACAAGAGAAGCACCUGCAGCACAAGACAGUGAAGACAGCGAGGCGCCCUCAGCAGCAGCAGCAGGAGCAGCAGCAGCAGGAGCAGCAGCAGCUGAAAGAGAGGCAGCAGCAGCAGGAGCAACAGCAGAAGGAGCAACGGCAGCGGAAGGAGAGGCAGCAGCAGGAGGAGCCGCAGCAGCAGCAGAGGGAACGAGAGCAGAAGGAGGAGGAGCAGCAACAGAAGGCGCAGCGGCAGCGGCAGAAGGAGCAGCAGCAGCAGCAUCCGAUGAGGGAGAAGCUAAGCAGCAAGGAGCAGCAGCAGCAAAAAGAAGAAAAAGCCUCAAAGGCAUCUUAAAGAAACCAAAAAGGAGAAGCUCUAACAGCCGCAAUUCUCUGGAACUGAGCUCCAGCAGCGGCAACGAAGACGCUGCUGCUGCUGCCGCAGCAGCAGCAGCAGCAGCGGGAGACGAGAAAGGCAGCAAAAGGAAAGGCCGCAGCCUCUUCAAGAGAAGAAAAAAUAAAAAUAAAAAAGAUUCCGACAAGUCCCCAGCCCCCCGCAGGGGCCGCGGGAGGCUGGGGGCCUUCAAAGGCCCCCGGGGGGCCCCCACUGCAGCAAAUGGGGAAAAGGGGAAUUGGCCUUCUUUGCUGGAGCAGCCGAAGCUGCUGUCGGAGGCGCAGCUAAACCCUGAAACGGACUUUCCCCUGCUGCUGCAGCUGCAGCACAGAGGGGGGCCCCCCUUGGGGGCCCUCCCCACAGGCUGCAUGCCCACGCAGGUGACCCGGGGCUUCGAGGCCUACAUGCAGCUGCUGCCAGCUUUUGGGGCUGGCUGCAGGCUGCGCAUGCAGCAGCAGCAGCAGCAGCAAGGGGGAGCGCACGGGCAGGGGGAGCAGCAGGAGCAGCAGGAACCCCAUCGGCAACAGGUAGAAGUGGAGCACCACCAUCGCGAGGAGCAGCAGCAGGAACAACAGCAGCAAGGCCAACAGCAGCAGGACCAGCAGCAGCAGCACGAGGAAGACCGGCAGCAAGAGCAGACGCAGCAGCAGCAAGAGCAGACGCAGCAGCAGCAAGAUCAGCAGCAGCAGCCGCAUCACCAACACCAGGAGCAGCAGCACCACGAGCAGCAGCACCCCGAGAAGCAACACCACGAGCAGCAGCACCCCGAGCAGCAGCACCGCGAGCAGCAGCACCACGAGCAGCAGCACCACGAGCAGCAGCAGCACCAUCAGCAGCAACAGCAGCAGGAACACCAGCAGCACCAGGAGCGCGAGGAGCACCCGCCGGAACAGCACGAGCAGCAGCAGCAGGAACAGCAGCAGCAACAGGGGCAGCAGCACCACCACGAGCCCCAUCGGCAGCAGCAGCAGCAACACUCUAACCGCCAACAGCAACAGCACCACCACAGCGAGCAGCAGCAGCACCAUCAACAGCAGCACCACCGUCACGAAGAGCAGCAGCAGCAGCAUCAGCAGCAGCACCACCACCAUCAGCAGCAGCAGCAUCACCAACAGCAGCAGCUCAGCCAUCACCAUAAGCAGCAGCAGCAAGACACCGCACUCUGA